AUGGCGAACUCGGCAGAGCCUACAGCUCUUCUAUCACACCUGCACCGUACAGAUGGCUCUGCGACUUUCUCGCAAAACGGGUACACGGUAAUCGGCGCAGUCAAUGGCCCUAUUGAGGUUCAGCGACGCGACGAGCUCCCAGAAGAAGCAGCAAUCGAUGUCAAUAUACGGCCAGCAGCUGGAGUUGGAGGUACACGGGAGCGCCAUCUUGAAUCCAUCCUCCAAUCGACUCUCCGCCAAAUAAUUCUCAUCACCAAUUUCCCUCGAACCUUGAUCCAAGUUACACUCCAGAUCACAAGCACACCGGAGAAUGAUACUGCGGGGUCAAAACUUGUGCAGGCUAGCUCGAAUCUCGCUAUACUCCCCGCACUUCUUCAAACUGCAAUCCUUACACUACUGUCCGCCUCGAUACCGCUUGCCGUGACGAUGACCUCGGUUCUGCUGGCUCUCAACUCCAAUGGAAAAUCUCGAACUACUUUGAAAGCCCCAACUAUCGUUCAGUUUCAAGCCGCCGAUUCGGUCCACGUACUGGCUUUUACUUCCCAAGGAGAGCUGUUAGUCGCCGAGAGCGAAGGGAUUUUCACACUGGAGGACUGGGAUGAAGUCUAUGAGACCGCAAAAGCGCUCUGCUGUGACGAAUCUGCUGGAGAGGCUAUUAUGCAAGAUGAGGAAGAGAACAAAGGGAGUCUAAUGGGCUUUGUCAAAUCAACACUGGAAGAAAAGGUGGCGAAAGAUCUUCAUUGGAAGGAUUGA
Molecule: messenger RNA, 753 nt
Organism: Lachnellula hyalina
Lineage: Eukaryota; Fungi; Ascomycota; Leotiomycetes; Helotiales; Lachnaceae
Gene: rrp46
Product: Exosome complex component
Exons: 3
Coding region: 1-753 (250 amino acids)
Biological process (GO): U4 snRNA 3'-end processing; nuclear mRNA surveillance; poly(A)-dependent snoRNA 3'-end processing
Cellular component (GO): cytoplasmic exosome (RNase complex); nuclear exosome (RNase complex); nucleolus
Source: RefSeq, a predicted model, not a curated record